ACUCCGAAGUUUGAGGCGCGCACGUGAAGUUGUCAGCCAGCUCGUCCAUCCAUCACUCCUUAUCUACACCUCCCUCUAGCUCUAUGGCGGCUGGUCGUGUGUUGGUGUACGGUGGCAAGGGAGCUCUUGGCUCUACCGUCGUCUCCACCUUCAAGUCGAAAAGCUGGUGGGUGCUUUCCGUGGACCUGUUUGCCAACGAGGACGCAGACGCCAACGUGGUCAUCUCGGAGACGCAGAGCUGGACUACCCAAGGGGAGGAGGUUUGUGGGAUGAAUGGAGGUCGUGUGUUUUCAAACACCACCUGUGGCUGUGGGUGUGUACCGCUGCAUGCAGGUGGCAGGGAAGGUGCAGUCGGUCGUGGGAGAUGACAAACUGGAUGCUGUGGUGUGUGUGGCUGGCGGCUGGGCCGGAGGGAAUGCUGCCUCUCAAGAUCUGGUCAAGAGCUGUGACCUGAUGUGGAAGCAGAGUGUGUGGACGUCUGUCCUGGCAGCCCAGAUCAGCUCCAAGCACCUCAGAGAAGGUGGACUGCUCCUGUUGACGGGGGCCCAGGCAGCUCUGGGAGCUACGUCGGGUAUGAUAGGCUACGGACUGGCCAAGGCGGCGGUCCACCAGCUGGUCUCCAGUCUGGGGGCCGCCGACAGUGGUCUCCCUACCAACACCAGUGUCCUCGCCAUUCUGCCGAUAACUCUGGACACACCCGGGAACCGGAAGGGGAUGGCAAAUGCUGACUUCUCCCAGUGGACACCACUGCAGUACCUGGCAGACGUUCUCGUGGGCUGGGCCGCCGGUCGGGACCGCCCCUCCCCCUCCCCCGCCCUCCUGGAGGUCAAGACCGUGGACGGAAACACUACCAUUACUCCAGUGUAGCUGUUGACGUGUUUAAGUACAGCUAGCCCCAAUUCCCACUAGUAUUCAAUAUAGUGUAUAAUAAUACCCUUGCACUUUAGAAAUUUCAUCAAUUUUUAGGUUGUAAUAAUUAGUAGCUUGCAAUUUUCAAUUGUACAGUUGUAACUUACACAGUGUAACAUGAUUGACAUGUUCCACAGUUGUAUGUAACUCUACACCAUGAAUGUUUACGGCCUCGGCAUGCACCAGUUAGUUGCUGACUUCAGCCCGCUAUUAUCCAAUGACAGCUGAAUGCAGUGCUGCUAACUGGGCGGGGCUGACAAAAAGAGAUUGAACUCUCCCGCCUCCUCCUCCGUCUCGUGUAGCCGGCAGUCUCAGACGAGCGGUAGGUCCAGAUGUGGGGGCACCUUCACCGAGAGCCUUGAGGAACUGAGGAGAGGGGAAGCCAGUGACGCGAGUGGAGACCAUACCACCGAUGUGGUGGCUUGCCAUCAGACGCUGCCCUUCCUCCACCACCUGCACACAAAACACAUGCAGACAACCGUGGUUGAGACACAUAGCUCCUCCUCUAUUUGGAUAGAGUUUGUGGUAAAACUUGCCUUCUGUUGUCGACGUUUCAUUUCAAGAACC
Molecule: messenger RNA, 1476 nt
Organism: Geodia barretti
Lineage: Eukaryota; Metazoa; Porifera; Demospongiae; Tetractinellida; Geodiidae
Source: the annotation of a GenBank genome assembly